Molecule: messenger RNA, 2418 nt
Organism: Fonsecaea multimorphosa CBS 102226
Lineage: Eukaryota; Fungi; Ascomycota; Eurotiomycetes; Chaetothyriales; Herpotrichiellaceae
Exons: 2
Coding region: 1-2418 (805 amino acids)
Biological process (GO): transcription initiation at RNA polymerase II promoter
Cellular component (GO): transcription factor TFIID complex
Molecular function (GO): RNA polymerase II general transcription initiation factor activity; protein binding
Source: RefSeq, a predicted model, not a curated record
AUGGAUCAGACUCGUCCACGACGCAGAAGAUCGUGCAAGAAGGCUAAGCUACCGGGGGAAGAUGUUGAAACUACAGCGCCUCUACCGGGAGCUGUAAGCCCGUACUACCCCUACGCUUAUGUCGAGGAUAUCGAGAGAGAUGAGGAGUCGAAGCGUCUUGAGGCGCAGGAUGAGGGCCUGGAUUAUUCUGCUUAUUCCUUUCAUGCAUGUCCACAAGUGAUCGACUACUUAGCCAAGAAGGGCUACCACAGAACCGAAGCCACUCUUAGGGCAGAGUCGGCAAAUCAAGAAAUCCCCAAAGAUGCAGAGCUGAAGCCAACGCCUUCUGGGCCUCCUCGCUAUUAUGAGAUGUUUGUGCGAUUACAAGCAUGGACUGAUGACGCUCUGGAUAUCUACAAACCAGAAGUCAAGCGCCUACUCUGGCCUAUCUUCGUCUACUCAUACCUUGACCUAGUCAAACAAUUCUACCCGAAGGAAGCCAAUCGGCUGUUUCAGAAGUUCCACGAGGAUUUCAAGAAGGAGCAUGAAUACGAUCUCCGAGGGCUUGAGCACAUCACGCUACCAGAACAUGGCGAAGACAAGAUUGCAAAGAUUUACCGCGACAACAAAUACCGUUUAUCCCUCAGCAACCCUGCAUACGUCUACUUCAUGCAAUUUCUCGAGACUCUCCCGCAAGCCGGCUACAAGCUCUUCAUGACAAUUGUAGAAAACAACCUGGACCUACGACAAGUCGAGCGCGCGGCGGACGAUCGCUUCAGUUUCGCGUCUGUGAUCCAACGAGGGAUCGACGGCCAAGAUAUGCCCGCCGAGGACGAAGGUAUUCCAGGCCACAAACCCGGGAACGCCGUCUCUUCCACAGACCCGAAUGUCGGAAACAAUCUGGCGACGCUCAAACUUGGCAAAUUGCCCAUGGAAAAAGACGCCGAAGGAGACGUUCGCGCCGAACUCGAGGAGCUCGAUCAGAAGAUACCCCCUCAUCCAGGCCAGCCUACACUGGUUCAAACUCAUGAGUUGGUCAACAUUAAGCAAGAAGACGAAGACGAGGGGCCCAACCGAACCGAGAUUCCAUUUCCAGUAUCUACUGCGCGAGACGUGGCCAUGGAGGUACAAAAGAUUCGCGAAAACCGCGACCGGCUCAGGAUCGAGACUCGGACUGGUGGCAUCGGGCCAGGACUGAGCGUGGUAAUGUACACGUUUCACAAUACUCACGACUCGAUCUGUUGCAUGGACUUUAGUGGUGAUCAGAGACUGGUUGCUGCGGGCUUCGCAGAGUCGUACAUACGCGUCUGGACGAUGGAUGGGUCCGCGCUUGGUCCCCCAGCACCGAAUGGCCAACAACAAAACUCCCAACGCCUCAUCGGCCACGCUGGACCUGUGUAUAGCGUCGCCUUUGCUCCCUCAACCGACAAGCCUACCACAGAUUCUCCAGACACCGAUUCCAAAUGGCUACUCUCGUGCUCCGCGGACAGCACGAUCCGCCUUUGGAACCUCGACGUCUUUCAGUGCAUCGUCGUCUACAAAGGCCACGUUGGGCCGGUCUGGUCAGUUGUCUGGGGACCCUUUGGCCAUUAUUUCGCAUCCUGCGGCCAUGACAAGACAGCAAGAAUUUGGUUGACCGACCGCAUUCGCCAAGUGCGUCUUUUGGCGGGCCACGAUGACGACGUCGACGUGGUAGCCUGGCAUCCCAAUUCGAGCUAUGUGUUUACGGCGAGCUCAGAUAAGACGGUCAGAAUGUGGAGCUUGAAUAACGGGAAUGCCGUGAGGAUGUUCACCGGCCACACGUCGUCUAUCACGGCACUAUCCUGUUCUCGGAAUGGUAAGAUCCUCGCAUCAGCCGACGACACCGGAGUCAUACUGCUCUGGGAUCUAGGGCCUGGAAGAUUGCUUAAGAAAAUGCGGGGCCACGGCAAAGGUGGGAUCUGGAGUCUCAGUUGGUCAGCUGAAUCAACGGUUCUAGUGAGUGGCGGCGCAGACUGCACUGUGCGGGCAUGGGACGUUACGGGACCGGCAAAGGAAGCUGCAGCAACCACCACCAGUACUAUCGGUGGAGGGGCGACCACCAAUAAAGCUGGUGAUGGCGCAGCAGCUGCGCAGGCCGGAGGUGGUGUGAUGCAGGAUGGAGCUCCCAAAUCCGCCGGCGGUGGCACCAGUGCUCCGACGUCGAAUCUCAACCUCACGUCGGGCACGUCGAUGGGCGCGGCGGGCGUGGGUGCCAGCGUGGGCGGCACGGGCGUCAGUGGUGUGGGCGGCGUCGCUGGGAUCCAGAGUGGUGGCAAGAGACGUGGUAAGGACGCGGUUGUGACCAGCGACCAGAUCAGCGCGUUCCUCACCAAGCAGAGCCCCGUCUACAGCGUCAAGUUCACCAACAUGAAUCUCGUCCUUGCUGGGGGUGCAUACCUGCCGGAACAGGCCAAGUGA